CCAUCCCUCCUCAUGACUGUUCUAGAGCGGGACCUUCAUCGGGCCCGUGUCCUCCGUACCCAUGCUGCUAUUCUCGGGCUUCUUCGUCAACUUCAACACCAUCCCGCCAUACCUCCAGUGGUUGUCGUACUUGAGCUACGUGAGGUACGGAUUCGAAGGUGCCAUGGUGGCCGUGUACGGGUACGGGCGGAAGAAGCUGAGCUGCUCCGAGCCCUACUGUCACUACCGCAGCCCGACCAAGUUUCUUCAGGCCAUGGACAUGGCAGAUGCUUACUUCUGGGUGGACAUGGUGGCACUCUUGGUGUUUUUUGUCGUUCUACGGUUUAUCACGUACUUUAUACUGCGCUUGAAAUUGCGAUCAACUCGGUGAUUCAUGGAGAUCACAAAGGAAGGUAAGCGCUCAAAGUUGCUCUUUGGCGGUGGCAUUCUGAAGUCUGGAACUCCACAAGGCAGUGAGUGUUCUUAAGUGUUGUUAAUCGAGGCUUUCAAAAAGUCCUCAUGGGUGUGCUGUCUUAAAGUCUGUUAUUUUUAUAUAAAACUCCAAAUAAUAUUAGAGAUAUUUUAGGUAUGGCUGUGAUAUUACAGGUGCUUUGUGUAGAUUGUUCCAUUAUGAAAUUGCAUUUGUGUGAAAUAGCUGUGAUAUGAUAAAAUGUUGAGUUUUCCCUCUUCCCAAUGAGCAAAGUGGAAAUGGUGUAUGACAAUUUAAUUAAGGUACUGUAAAACGAGAAGAUUGAAAUGUCUGUAGCAUCAUAUCCAGUCAUAUUCUGAUGUUAUAUUGCUUGGUCAGGCAAGUAUUUGUACCACAUUGUGUUCAUACAACUUCUUGAGCAUUGCUUACAUUAUUUCCAUAAUUAUGCAAGACAAAGCGUAUCAGGUUUAGAAAAUUUGAUUGCCAUUUUAUGUGAUAGCAUUUUCUAUUUUCUUAGUAAUAUUAUUGAUUAAAUACAUGCAACAAUGCUGGUAUUUUACAAGCAGCAAAUAAAAAGUGUAGUGGAAAACAGA
Messenger RNA from Frankliniella occidentalis (western flower thrips), 1002 nucleotides. RefSeq names its product ATP-binding cassette sub-family G member 4-like. Bases 62 to 370 code for a protein of 102 amino acids. Lineage: Eukaryota; Metazoa; Arthropoda; Insecta; Thysanoptera; Thripidae. Gene Ontology annotation, cellular component: membrane. The record is from RefSeq and is a predicted model, not a curated record. Gene Ontology annotation, molecular function: ABC-type transporter activity. The transcript has a single exon.